ACAAGUACAACUAUUAGAGAGUGAACAUUUCAAUAGCUCCAUUAUUUUCUCUCUUAUUAUGGGUUAUCGACUUCAUCAUUAUAAUCACUUUCUCCCCAUUUCUAGGACUCCCUUCUCCAACCCUUUUCCUCCCCUUUUCUCUUUUCCCUUCAUUAACAGAGUGUGGUGUGGCAGUCAGAGUGGUAAAAAUCAGGCACAAAUGGAGCAAAUAGUAGUGAAUGGAUCAGAGUUAUCACAAGUUGUAGUGGAUGAUUCUAAUUUAUUGCAAAAGAAAAUAUCUGCAAUUCGCUUGGCGGGUCCUGCAAAACUACAGGUAAUUGCAGAUUUUGAUGCCACAUUGACAAAAUACUGGGUCGAUGGUUGUCGAGGCCAAAGCAGUCAUAACGUUUUACAGCAGGAGGAUCCUGAGUACAAUGACAAGAGGCAGAAGUUAUAUGAGUAUUAUCAUCCCUUGGAAUUUGAUCCGGCAAUUCCCCUUGAUGAGAAAACCAAGCUCAUGGAAGAGUGGUGGGGAAAAACACAUGCUCUUCUCAUUGAAGGAGGCGUUACAUACAAUGGAAUUCAAAAUUCUGUGGCUAAAGCCACAGUUGCAUUCAGGGAUGGUGUAACUGAACUUUUUGAACUUUUGGAGGAAAAAGGUGUUCCUGUUCUCAUAUUCUCCGCAGGUUUAGCUGACAUAAUAGAAGAGGUUCUGAAGCAGAAAUUUCAUAGAUCUUUCAAGAAUGUUAGAAUUGUUUCCAACAGGAUGGUGUUUGACGAAAAUGGUCGCCUACAUUCAUUUAAAGGUAAGACGAUCCAUGUACUCAACAAGAAUGAGCAUGCACUUGACAUGGCUGUACCAGUUCAUGAUCGCUGUGAUGACAUGAAUGGACUGGGUGAUGAGAAAUCUGCAUUAAAGAAGAGAACUAAUGUGCUACUUCUUGGUGACCACAUUGGAGAUUUGGGAAUGUCUGAUGGCUUAGACUAUGAAACAAGAAUAUCUGUGGGUUUUCUGAAUGACAGAGUGGAAAAUUCUCUAGAAAGCUACCGAAAAGCUUUUGACAUUCUCUAUCUGAAUGAUGCAUCCAUGCACGGCGUAGUCAAGCUUGCCUCUCAUCUCUGUUCAACAGAAAGUAAUUGAAUUGCAUGCAUUGCUCCUCGCAAGAGACUAUUUUCCUUGCUUGGAUUGGCAAACAACACGAAUGACCUCUACUUUCUUACAUUCUUACAAGAAAUCGUGUCAAGAAAAUCUCCAUUCAAGAUGCAUAGCAGCACUCCUAAUAUCGACAGCUUCUUUUUGGCGCCAUCAGGCACUACCCUAAAUCUAGGCAUGUUUUACAGGCUUCACAUAAAGAGAAUGGAGUGAAAUCUCAGGCUCAGAGAAGAUUGGUUCACAGCAUUAAGAGACCACCUAUCUUACAAAGUACCAUUGAUACCUCUAAGUUGCUACUAGGAUCGGUGUAAUUCCUUUUACGGUGUUUAUUUCCUUGUUUGAGUAUGAGCCUGUAAUCCUUCUCUCUCUCUCUCUCAGAUGAUUGUUUUUGUUUCUCUUUUCGAAUUUAUCUUCCACAAAACAUUCAGAUUAAAUUAUACAUUAUUUGGCAUCACAUUGUUAGAGCAAUGUUUCCUGGGGAAACUACCCGUGGCAGAUGAUGCGAGUUUGACGGUCCAAAUUACAAAAGGAAAGAGUGAGUUCCUGGUUGUUAUUCAA
Messenger RNA from Capsicum annuum, 1690 nucleotides. RefSeq names its product cytosolic 5'-nucleotidase 3. Gene Ontology annotation, cellular component: cytoplasm. The transcript is spliced from 10 exons. Gene Ontology annotation, molecular function: 5'-nucleotidase activity; magnesium ion binding. The record is from RefSeq and is a predicted model, not a curated record. The coding region runs from base 59 to 1120 and encodes 353 amino acids. Lineage: Eukaryota; Viridiplantae; Streptophyta; Magnoliopsida; Solanales; Solanaceae.